This is a messenger RNA of Ipomoea triloba (trilobed morning glory), 1690 nucleotides long. Its product is annotated as trihelix transcription factor ASR3. The transcript has 3 exons. The record is from RefSeq and is a predicted model, not a curated record. Lineage: Eukaryota; Viridiplantae; Streptophyta; Magnoliopsida; Solanales; Convolvulaceae. The coding region runs from base 269 to 1324 and encodes 351 amino acids.
AUUAAGAAGAAGAAGAAGCAGUAAGUAAAAAAGAAAAAAAAAAUCAAUCAAUCAAUAAAAAUAAAAAUAAAAGAAGAAGAGAAGAAGAAGAAAAUCUCUCUCCCCUUUAGCUCUGCCCCUUUCUUGAUAGGAGAGAGUAUUAGAGUAAUGAAGUAAUGACCCGUUUCUGUAAACGGGGCCGUUGAAACCCAAACGCCGUUACGAAUUACGAUACUCUGCCCCGUUUAGUUAGUCCAAUUGUUUGUUUUGAAAAGCGAUUUUUCCGCGUAUGGCGCUUGAGGGGUUGAGCUUGGCUCGGACGCCGGAGACGGAGGCCGGUGGGGGGCGAUUGGUGGCCGCCGCCGCCGCCGUGAACGGCGGGGAUGAUGGGAGUAAAGCGCCGAGGUUGCCGAGGUGGACGAGGCAGGAGAUUUUGGUGCUUAUACAGGGGAAGAGAGUGGCGGAGAGUCGGGUGAGGAGGGGGAGGACGGCGGGGAUGGAAUUCGGGUCGGGUCAAGUGGAGCCGAAGUGGGCGUCGGUUUCGUCGUACUGUAAGAGGCACGGGGUGAACCGGGGGCCGGUUCAGUGCCGGAAACGGUGGAGCAAUCUGGCCGGGGAUUUUAAGAAGAUUAAGGAGUGGGAGACGCAGAUACGGGAGGAAACGGAGUCGUUUUGGGUCAUGAGGAACGAUUUGCGCCGCGAGAGGAAGCUUCCCGGCUUCUUCGACCGGGAGGUUUACGAUAUCCUCGACCGCGGCGACUCCGCCGCCGCCGCCGCCGAGGAGGUCACCGGAGCGUUGGCGUUGGCUUUGGGCCCGUCGGUUGACCCGGACCCGGAAACCUUGUUCGAUAGCGGGAGAAGCGCCGCGGCUGAUGAUGGGCUGUUUUCGGAUUUUGAGCAAUCGGGUCAGGAGGAGGCCGGCGUUGCUAGUCCCCGGAAGGAUUUGCCGCCGGCGGCGGAGGAGGUUCCGAUUCCGCCCACCGCUAUUCCUGCUCCAAUUCCGAUUUCAGAGCAACAAUACGAACCCUUCUCUCAAGACACUCCUGCUCAAGGCACGAGCCAUCAGAAACAACCGGCCUCGGAGCCCGAUGUCAGAAGCGCUCAGGAAGGAAGGAAAAGAAAGCGCAACAUGACCGAUACAGAUGCAGAUGAAGAAUCAGAGAAUCUGCAGCACCAGCUCGUGAAGGCAUUAGAGAGGAACGGCAAGCUACUGAGCUCCCAACUCGAAGCGCAAAAUGCACAUUUGCAGCUCGACAGGGAGCAGCGUAAGGAUCAUGUGAAUAGCCUAAUAGCGGUUCUUAAUAAACUUUCGGAUGCCUUGGGGAGGAUUGCGGAUAAACUGUAGAGGAGGAGAGAAACGAAGAGAUUUGGCUUGUCAAAUCAAUGCGGGAUUACUUUGGUCAGUGAAACCAGAUGAUCAUGACAGAUAAUUCGCCUCUUAAAUAGUUUAAAUUACUGAAUAUAAAUUAUAUAAAUUAUAUAUACACAUAUUCUUUUCCUCUUUGGUACAUUCUGAGGCUAUAGUUGUGUUAGAAGAUAGAGCUAUACAAACAAAUAAUAUAUAUAGAAAUUUGAGGCAGCUGGCAAUUUUUCUUCCCCUACUUUGUUUAUUUUAUCUUACAGAAGAAUUGUCCCUGGUUUUGUCAUGACUGUACAGGUCAAACAUAGAUAAUUUAAGUUGUGCAAUUUAUGGGCUUCCAUAUUAUUAUUA